AUGGCGCGGUGUUACAUUUUGGCAUCCAUGUCGAAUGUUUUGCAACAUCAGCAUCAGUCGAUGGAGUCUUCUUAUGACAUUCUGGAAAAUCUCAAAGAAAAGUUCGGAGAUCAGAAUCGUGCGGCUAAGCAGACUGCCAUGAAAGCCCUUCUGAAUACCAAAAUGGUUGAAGGUUCAUCGGUCAGGGACCAUGUUCUGAAGAUGAUGAGUCUUCUGAAUGAACUAGAGGUCCUUGGAGCUAACAUUGAUAAGGACACGCAGGUUGAAAUGAUCCUGCAGACUUUGCCUGACAGUUUUCAGCAAUUUCGCCUGAAUUAUAACCUGAACAAAAUGGAUUUUGUCCCUUGCGAAAUUGUUGAAUGA
Messenger RNA from Nicotiana tabacum (common tobacco), 363 nucleotides. The record is from RefSeq and is a predicted model, not a curated record. Lineage: Eukaryota; Viridiplantae; Streptophyta; Magnoliopsida; Solanales; Solanaceae.